Zerene cesonia (dogface butterfly) is the source of this 3147-nucleotide messenger RNA. RefSeq lists its product as uncharacterized. NCBI's taxonomy places the organism in Eukaryota, Metazoa, Arthropoda, Insecta, Lepidoptera, Pieridae. The transcript has 9 exons. The record is from RefSeq and is a predicted model, not a curated record. Bases 212 to 2692 code for a protein of 826 amino acids.
GUCCACUAAUGAAAGAUGAAGUCAGCUGAACAAUGAUACAAUGCAUUUUAUUUAUUUAUUGUGUUAAGAAGUGCAUUCUUUUCCAAGUACGAAAUUUUAGUUUUCAAUUCUGGGUAUGAAAAGAUAAGAUAUGUGUUCACUCUGACCGAGUUAGUUUUAUCGAAGAUGGAAAAACGUUAGACCCUUUUUGUGUCGCAAAAAAGGCUUAGAAAUGUUUGGGAGACCAAGGUGCAGGGAAUGGACGCCUCUAACGACUCAACAGCUUCGAUUAAGAAGUUUAAUUCAGAUCGUUGGCUACAAUAUACGGCCGCCAGAAUGGUGCACACAUCAAUGUAGUUAUUAUUUGACUUUACACCACACGACAAUGUCAGCUCCGUUCUACACGAGUGAACGGAUUUCCUCCCCACACCCCAAGUGGAAGGAGAUUGACUCAGAAAUAACGCAACGAAUGUCCUCAACUAAUGUUGUGAUUAGAAUUUGGUGUCAUAUAAUACCUCAAUCAUCUAAAGAAGACGAAGAAAAAUGCGAACAAAUACAAGAUACAGUUAUCCAAACGUGGGGGGUUUAUUUCAGUGGUCUUAGAUAUAUUGGGGCCAAUUUAGCUUUAAAUUUCAACUCUGACUGCUUUAAAAGCAACACGCUCGUAUUCCAAAUGCAUGGGGGGUAUUUUUGUUCCUACAAAAGUCUCAAAUUAGAUAUAAUACCUCCGGAAAAUGAGAUUGAGCACGGAUCUCUCUCGUCCGAUUCAUCCGGUCAUACUAACGUAUCUAGAAUUUUCGACAAGAAACUCGUACAGAGUCAUAAGUUAAUAAAAGAUUCGCGGUCAUUAUCACCCGGGAAAUAUUCUAAGAAAAUAGAUAAGGAAUACUCUAAAAGUCAUAGUCCAAUAGAUAAAGGCUUCAAACAGAAUUUUCCGACAUUGCGAACGUCUUCCAGUCUGAACAUUGCAGCCACUGAACGAAGAAGAGAUGAGAGUAAUGAACGGAAAAAACCAGAGACCAAUCAUAUAUAUGAGCAUUCACCGGAUAAUUUAGAUGUUAAAGAAUUUAGGACCAGUGAACAUAACUGUGAUAUAAAUGCAUCUCAAGAGGAUUUAUCUAGUAAGAUAGAUUUGAGCGAAACAGCCGAAAGUUAUGAUUUAAGAAACGAGACGGAUGGCGUUCCUAAGUAUCGAUAUCUCGCCUUGAAUUUCCUCAAAUCGGAAAUAAGGCCGAGCUACACGGCGACGAAACUGCAAAACCUACAUUUGUUGCAGUACGCUAUAAAGAAACGCCAGGAGGCUGUGCAGGAGAUAAAAGAAAGGAUAUACCAGAAGUCUGCGCUUUCUGACACAAUUACGCAACCGGAGUUCGAAGAAAAACUAAAAUCUAGGAGUAGAUCUCAAAGAAAUCUCUUCUCUUGUCUUGAUGAAGAAGCACUGCAGAAGUCUUCGUCACAGACUGACUUAAGUGUCAAAAAUGGAAGGGUAAAGGAAGGAAGGUCGCCCGUUUCAAAUGGGCCGCGGUUGACUUUGAAAUUAAACGAUUUGCUUUCGUAUAAGUCAAAGCCUUCUCCAUAUCAAAGAUCAGAACAUGUAAGGUUAACAAAGCAGUUGGAAAUACUACAUUUCAAGCGACUGAUACUAUCAGAUGAGAGAGAUAGCAAAUUGGCCAAUAUAAGAAGACUGAAAGAGAUACACGCUAAGUUGUUUGAAGAGAAUCAAGACGUAGGCUCAGAACUAAUGACGAACUACCACACACUGUCGCGCAGAACGGAAGCGCUGAAGGAAAAGCGAGACUCGUGCGCCGCGCUGCGCGAGCUGGCGGCGCGGUCGCACGCGACGCUGUGCAACUGUCGCAGCGACUUGUUGCUCCACUUGCAGAAGAUAUUUUAUAUCCAGCAGCCAAGCGAGCUCGCGGAAAGAUAUAAGUUUCAUCAACGGAAGCAAAAAGAUAAUGAAACAAUUUCGGAGUACGUAGCGGUGCUAAAAAAAAUGUCGAAGACAUGUGAAUAUGGUACGCGGUCGGACACAUCCAAGUUGUUCGGCUUCGCCACGUGGGCGGGCGGGGCGGGCGGGGCGGGCGGGGCGGGCGAGGGUGCGCGCGCGCAGUCGCUGCGCAGCCUCGUCGCGUGCGAGCGGGGGGGGUACGGCCGACAGUUCAAUAGGUUCAAGGAUUGCGUGGACGGCCAGUCGCCUCACAGAAUGUUAAAUGAGAAGAGACAUAAACAUUCUAGAAGCGUUGGCAGUUAUCACGACGAUCGAGAGCUGACGAAUCUGAACACCUCCACCACAUCAAUAAUGGGAAGCGAAUCUAAUAUAUACAACAUGAGAUUAGCAGAAACUAGCAACUUCAAAAACCAUUCAGACUCGGAAAUAUCAAAAAGGAAUGAUGAGAAAGUCCUCUUCACGCUCGGCGAUGAUGAGAAACUAUUAAAAAUAUCAAGCAAUAAUGAUGACGAAAUAGAUGUGAAACGAAUUUGCAACGAAAUAAACAACUUCUGUACUAUAAAGGAUGGACAGUACGAUAAUAUAGAUAAUUUCGACGUGGUGAAGCACAUGAAUGCUGACGCUAAAGUGAAGUGCGAAAGUGCGUGCGCAAAGUGCGAAAGUGCUAGUGCGAAGUGCGAUAGUGAUACGCCGUGCGCCAGUGACGUGACCGAUGUGAUUGUCAUUCCCAGCGCGGAGGCCAUAUUGGAUAGUGAUGUGAAAUGAAAUUUAAGUGAACUCAUUCUUUAACGGUUUUAAAAGGUUUUUAAAAUGUAAUUAAGAAUCGUUCUUGAAAUUAUUACAAGGAGAAAUUAUAAAAAAAUGAAACUGAAAUUGAUUCUAAAUGCACUACAAUUAAACUAUGUUUUAGUUAAAAAUGCAUGGUGAUAUGUUUUUUUUUUUUCAAAUAUGCUUUAAGUGAUGAUAAAGUAAAUAAUAAAUAUAAAACCAUUUCUGUAGUCGAAAUAAUUACAAAGCAAGACAAUAAAGUUUAAACUAUGCUAGAUUCGUUAUAGCUUAUCUUCUCUUCCGUAUUUGUGAAACAAUCUUUAUUUUUCUCAAGAACUACACCAAUAAGAUAGGACAAAUUACGAUUCCGAUUUAUUAACUUAUCGACAGUAUAAAACAUAAUUUGGUAAGAGAUAAAUAAAAAUUGUUUACUAAACCGAUCUACCGUAAAA